GAAGACGUGAUUUUCAAGCUAAUUAUGAAAACCUUUAUCAUUGGAAUCAGUGGUGUGACAAAUGGUGGGAAGACAACGUUGGCUAAGAAUUUGCAGAAACACCUCCCAAAUUGCAGAGUCAUAUCUCAGGAUGAUUUUUUCAAGCCAGAGUCUGAGAUAGAGAUAGAUAAAAAUGGAUUUUUGCAGUAUGAUGUACUUGAAGCGCUUAACAUGGAAAAAAUGAUGUCGACCAUUUCCUGCUGGAUGGAAAGCCCAGGACCCUCUCUGCUCUCAACAGACUGGGAAACUGCUGAGGAAACCCCCAUCUUAAUCAUCGAAGGUUUCCUUCUCUUCAAUUACAGGCCUCUUGACGCUAUUUGGAAUAGAAGCUAUUUUCUGACCAUUCCUUAUGAAGAAUGUAAAAGGAGGAGGAGUACAAGGGUCUAUGAGCCACCAGACCCCCCGGGAUACUUUGACGGCCACGUGUGGCCCAUGUAUCUAAAGCACAGAAGGGAAAUCGAGGACAUUACAUGGGGAAUUGUUUACCUAGAUGGAACAAAAUCUGAAGGGGACCUCUUUUCACAAGUGUAUGAAGAUCUAAUACACGAACUAGCAAAGCAAAAGUGUUUGCAAGAAACAGCAUAA
Messenger RNA from Chrysochloris asiatica (Cape golden mole), 624 nucleotides. It is a transcript of the gene NMRK1, whose product is annotated as nicotinamide riboside kinase 1. Bases 25 to 624 code for a protein of 199 amino acids. The record is from RefSeq and is a predicted model, not a curated record. Lineage: Eukaryota; Metazoa; Chordata; Mammalia; Afrosoricida; Chrysochloridae. The transcript has 8 exons. Gene Ontology annotation, cellular component: cytoplasm.